Molecule: messenger RNA, 2439 nt
Organism: Symbiodinium pilosum
Lineage: Eukaryota; Dinophyceae; Suessiales; Symbiodiniaceae
Source: the annotation of a GenBank genome assembly
AUGGAAGAGGAGCGCAGUUUGUCUCACUUGGAGCUGACGCUUGCUAACCAUCACGAUGUGCCCGCACCCAGCCUGUCUGAAAUGUCUCAGCUUCAGAGUGAGACUGAAGUGCUGGCUCAAGAAGUCAGUGAUCUUGCGCAGAGGCAACUCCAGCGGUGCAAAGACCUUCAGCAUUUGCGGGGACUGGCCUCUCUUGCGCGACUCCGGCGGCGAGCGCUCGCUGCAAAGCAGGAAGGGCAAAGCUUGGGCCAAGAGUGUGAGGCAAGGGCAAGUGAGCUGAAAGGGCACGUAGAAAACAUGGCUGCUCUGCGUCUUCGGGCGGCAUUUCUCAAGGAGGAGGCUGCCACUGCAAAGGCAGAAGCAUCAAGUGUUGCUGGAGACGCUCAGCUGAAGAUGAUGGAAGCUCUCGAGGCAGAACUUGGAGCCGAGGCUCACUCCCAGAAGAGCCUGGAGAAGGCCGAGCGCGCCGAGCGCGAGCAGAGCCUUGGGGUUUGGGGUUUCGAGCCCUUCAUGCCCGUGACCGCAUUUGCUGCACUUUCGCUGCGCCAGCUUUGUGUAAGGAGGGCAGACUCGUCGGCCAGCGAUCGGCUGUUGUACGACAGCCUGAAGCGAGAGGUUGGCCGCAUGAAGAGCGGAAAGCGCAGAAAGGUAGAUGACGCAGUACAGCGGACUCGAGUUAGCCCUGUAGGCAGCCGAAGACGAGCUAGCUUGUCUGGAUUCUCGGGCAUCCCUGUCACUGCAAGAGUUUUCGGAGCUGCUUGCUUCGUGGCGCCCCUGGUGCUGGCAGUGCCCUAUGGGACACAACUCUUUGCCAGCUCGACGCUUUUGCGCCAAUUCGUAUUGAAGCCGCUGCUCCCAUUGGUUCUGGCUUUCCACUCGUCCAGAUACGCAAAUUUCCUUUCGAUAGCGGCGAUUUAUGGCUUCAUCGCCCAGAACAGGUCCCUGCAUCCCUUCACGCGUUCCAUGGGCCGCCAGGCUUCAACGCUGAUGAUGAUGCAGUUCCCAGUCAAUUUUCUGCUCCAGUUCUUGGGAGUGACGCCGGGCCCGAUGGCGAAUUUGGCCAGGGCGACCGUCUUCUUGUACUUCAUCUACUGCGUGACCUUGGGAGUGUUUGGAUCUCUGAGAGGCUCUGCGCUCUUCAAUUCUUCUCAAAGUCCUCCCAGAGAGUCGCAGAAGACAGACAGCUGGAGCGUAGUUGAGCGUGGAUGCGUCGAGGCAACGCUGCGUCAGCAAGUACAAGACCUCAAAUCAGCUCUGCAAGAGUCGGAGGAGAGCCACGAUGCUACGCAGACUGCUGGUUGCGUGGGUGGUAUCCAGGUGUUGGUAACGCCAGCGUUUGCCGGGUCAACCCGAUUGGUGGACGGUACAAAGUUGCUCGACCACUUGAAAUCUGGAGUGGAGAGCCACUUGGUCUACCAGAUCUUGAAUCUUGAUGGUACUCGGUUGGAGUCCCUGACCCCGAAGAAGGAUACUGUCCUACUGAUUCAGCUCUCCGGAGAACAGGGCUCGCGCCGUGGCCUUGUCAUUCCUCAGCCUGCUGAACAACAUCAGGCAGGAUGGAUCUCCUUGGAGGACGCGCAGCGUGGCAAUCGAGUUCAGCCGGCCUUGGACACUGCUACGUUGCCAGGCUCGUGGGACCUGCGCGCGCGCUACACAGUCCGGAACCCCGCGACCCUGCGAGAAGGUCCUUUGAUAAGCUCUGGCUGGGUCAGCGAGUUGAAAGUGGGUGCUGAGGUCCUGCUUUUGGACUUUGACGUCAUCGCUGGGAACAGCGGUGAGAAGGCCAGACUCCGGGCACUCGUGAGUUCUGAAGACAAGAUUGGCUGGAUGAGUCCCGAAACGGGGGACGGCGACCAGCUGCUGGAGCCAGUGAACCUGCUGAGCUGCAAGGUUGUCGAAUUGCACCGGCAAUCCCUCAGACAGUCUUCAUCAGGUCUCAAGAAAUCGUACCAGCAAGGCGGCAACUGUCCCUGGGAGGUUGGCGCCACUUAUCGGAUGCUGGAAAAGUCCGUGGUGCGGCUUGGGCCGGACUUGAAGAGUCAAGAAGGCUUCAAGGUCUCUUCUGGUAGUCUCGUUAUGGUCAAGGACAUAAACAACGUUGAGGUUGCUGGGGGAUGGUGUCCCGUGGCUUUCGUCAAUGUGGAGGACGGUCCCGAGCGAGGCCGAACGGGAUGGGUGAGAUGUACCGCGAAGCAGGGCCACGACGUUAUGGAUACGCGUGACCACCGAGAGUACGAGAAGAUCAUUCAAAGAAUGCGGGAGUCUGCAGGAGAGGAUUUGCCAUCAAAUGCUAGCCCUGCGGCCAUUCAGGCUGCCGUGAUCUUGCGAUUAAGGCAGGCGGAAGAGGCCAAGAGAGAGGAUGAUGCGGCCGCUUCUUCCGGCCCACAGGACACGGAUGGGCUGGUGCAGCAGGAGAGAGAGGAUUGGGGACAUGAGGAG